UUGCUAUCAGUGAAGUGAUUGGAUUUCUCGAAUUUUAGAAAUAAAUUUUUGGUUUGCGCUGUCAAAAAGUGUUUAAAUCUUCGUUAUUUCUCAGAAUUAAUUAUUCUCAAUUGUUUCUAUUCUCCAAUGUUGAGUGUGGAAUUUAAAAGUAUAAUCUUUAUAAUAUUAUGUUGUGUGGUGUGUGAGGAUUCAUCAUCGUAUUGUAAGGACAUUGAUAUAAUAUUAUCUAGCUCGAUGAUGGCAUUAUAGUCUAGAGCCUAGAGGCUUACCUGUUACAUACGUCUCUCUCUUGAACUCUCACCAAAUUCUUCCAACAUCUUACAAUCUAGCGAGUUCACAAAAACCGGUUCAUUACAUUGGUGGAGAAGAAGAAGCUAAAACAUUUUCUCUCGCAAUAUUCAGCCACGCAGAACAUGGAAAAGGAGUAAGGGAAGGAAGGAUGAAGGAAGAAGAGGUGUAAGGAGGAGAGAAGGAGGAGUGUGUACAUGGAACUUCAGGCUCUGAUAAUCAGUUUGACCUCAUCUUUUGCUGUGUACAGAAACAAGGAAGAUGAAGACUCAAUUACUGGCAAGACUGUUGAGACGUCGGCUGAAUUGUCACAGCCAGAUUAAGCUGAGACAGAAAUCGUCAGGAGUGAGCAGUCAAGUGCUACCGGAAUCAGCUGAUCAUGGAGUGACCACCAAUGCUGCUAUUGGGGUCAAGUCCUAUUCGGAAGUGCCAGGGCCCAGACCGAUGCCAGUACUUGGCAACUCAUGGAGGUUUCUUCCGUUUGUUGGAACAUACGAGAUUUCACGUCUGGACACAGUGCUAUGGCGUCUGCAUCGAGAGUACGGAGACAUUGUGAAAAUCUCCAACAUGCUCGGUCGACCCGACAUGGUUUUUCUUUUCGAUCCGCGCGACAUUGAGACGAUUUUCCGGUCCGAGGAAAAACUGCCCCACAGACCGUCCAUGCCUUCACUCAACUACUACAAGCAUGUCAUGCGAAAGGACUAUUUUGAGGAGGAUGCCGGAGUUAUAGCUGUACAUGGAGAGAACUGGUAUAAGUUCAGAAGGAAAGUACAACAACCUCUAAUGCAACCCAAGACAGCCCAGCUCUACAUUCCAUCUAUUGAAGAAUCUGCCGACACGUUUGUAGAAAGGAUCAGAAAUAUACGAGACCAAAAUUUAGAAGUACCUGAUGACUUCCUCAAUGAAAUCCACAAAUGGGGAUUAGAAUCAAUAGCCAAGGUAGCUCUGAAUGUUAGACUGGGCUGUUUUGAUGACAAAAUGGCGGACGACAGCGACACUCAGCAACUGAUAGAUGCGAUUGACACUUUCUUCUCGAAUGUCGGCAACCUCGAACUCAAAAUUCCCUUCUGGCGACUCUUCAACACUCCAACCUGGAACAAGUAUGUCAACGCUCUCGACACUAUCAUGAGGAUAACUCAAAAGUACAUCAACCAAUCAAUGCAAGACAUAGAAGCGAAAGGAGUGGAAUGCACUGCUGACUCUUCUGUGCUUGAGAGAGUGCUAGCUUUCAACGAUAACAAUACUAAAGUUGCUGUUACCCUAGCUCUCGAUAUGUUCCUAGUUGGAAUUGAUACAACAUCAGCAGCAGUAGCCUCAAUUCUAUACCAGCUGAGCCAAAAUCAGGAUAAACAAGAAAUUUUGGUCAAAGAAAUCGACAGAGUGGUUCCCGGAGAUGCGAAACUGACCAGUAAAAUGCUUGAUGAAAUGAAAUAUCUGCGCGCAUGUAUAAAAGAAACACUCAGGAUGUACCCAGUAGUAAUAGGCAAUGGAAGACUGGUCACAAAUGACAUUGUGCUAGGAGGCUACUUGAUACCAAAAGGGGUUCAAGUGGUAUUCCAGCACUACGUGAUCAGCAACAGUGACAAAUAUUUUGCAAACGCAGCAAAAUUCGAGCCGGAAAGAUGGCUGAAGGCACGCAGCGAGGCUCACCACGCGUUCGCGUCACUUCCGUUCGGAUUCGGACGCCGCAUGUGUCUCGGCAGGCGAUUCGCCGACCUUGAACUCGAAACGCUAUUGGUCAAGAUCCUCAAAUCCUACAGAAUAGAGUACCUCUAUGACAAGUUGGAGUACAGAGUACAGCCAAUGUACACACCAUAUGGGCCUCUCAAAUUCAAAUUCACUGACAGAACUGUUACAUAAAUUUGAUAAAUAAAUGAAUUCUAUUAUUUUCCAUUAAA
This is a messenger RNA of Nilaparvata lugens (brown planthopper), 2186 nucleotides long. Its product is annotated as probable cytochrome P450 49a1. The coding region runs from base 550 to 2148 and encodes 532 amino acids. Lineage: Eukaryota; Metazoa; Arthropoda; Insecta; Hemiptera; Delphacidae. The transcript has 13 exons. Gene Ontology annotation, molecular function: iron ion binding; heme binding; oxidoreductase activity, acting on paired donors, with incorporation or reduction of molecular oxygen. The record is from RefSeq and is a predicted model, not a curated record.